This is a messenger RNA of Babjeviella inositovora NRRL Y-12698, 1380 nucleotides long. RefSeq names its product N-acetylglucosaminylphosphatidylinositol deacetylase. The record is from RefSeq and is a predicted model, not a curated record. Gene Ontology annotation, cellular component: endoplasmic reticulum. The transcript has a single exon. Gene Ontology annotation, biological process: GPI anchor biosynthetic process. Gene Ontology annotation, molecular function: N-acetylglucosaminylphosphatidylinositol deacetylase activity. Bases 199 to 1116 code for a protein of 305 amino acids. NCBI's taxonomy places the organism in Eukaryota, Fungi, Ascomycota, Pichiomycetes, Serinales.
GUUUCUUUUCCGUCCUACAGUGGCACGUGAAUCAGCACGUGAUUUCCCUGCCACAUCUUCAUCGUUCCGGUUGCAUGCCGGAGGUGAAAAUGCUGUUCUGGAAUUAGCCGUGUAACUAGCGGCUUGAGCCUAUCGGCCAUAUUUUUUUCUUCAGCAUCACAGACCACCGUAUCACAGAUUUCACAUCCUACCAAUACAAUGGCUUGCCCCAAGUGUGCCUACUCUAUUUUGAGAAUACCGGUGCGAAUCCUUGCCAAGCUCUUGUUUGUCUCCUGCCUCGCCUGGAUCGUGUUAACCAACGCUCUCCUUUGCUAUUUGCACGAUGGCUCCUCGCCGUCUCUCUCUACUAUCCCCGUGGAAUUGACCAAUAAAGACAUCUACUUCCUCAUCGCGCACCCAGACGACGAGGUGAUGUUCUUUGGACCUACGAUCUUGGAGUUGUCCUUGCCAAAAUACAACAACUCUAUGAACUUGCUAUGCCUCUCCACCGGGAAUGGCGCUGGUUUAGGGUCAACCAGAGAGUUGGAGCUCUUAAAGUCUACCCAAAUCUUGUUUUCUCUGUACGGAAGCCAGCGCCCGCAGCCGGUGGUGAAGAUUGUAAAUGACGAAGCGAGAUUUAUGGAUACAAUGGACGCUGAGUGGGACGCCCAGUUGGUUGCUGAGGAGUUAGGACUGUUUGUGAAAACCUCAGAUGCGUUGGUAAUCACCUUCGACGAAGGUGGGGUGUCCGGUCACCCGAACCAUGUUUCACUAUUUGAGGGUGCCAAAGUGUAUGUUUCCCAAACCCCAGCCUCUUUGUACACGCUCAGCUCCGCCAGUUCGGUCUGGGAGAAGUAUUCCUUCACCCUUAUCACCAACUGGAAGUUGUUCAAGAGGUUGGUAGCCAGCCGGCCGCACUCUGUGCUUGCUCAAGCCUUCAACCGAAGAUUCAGCCCUAUUGAGGUUGACACUUUGCUCGGGGGAGCCCCAGUGGAAAUUUACGCCACAAUGAACAUGUUCUUAGCGGCGGUGGGGGCCAUGGCUUGGGGACACUACUCGCAAAUGGUGUGGUUCAGGUAUGGCUGGAUGCUUUUGAGCCGCUACUUGACGUUUAAUGAGUUGAGAUUGGUGCAAUAGAGUGUUUAUUUAUUAUACAAAUGGAAGUUGGGGGUAUAUUAGGACCCAGCUGUUGAUGCGAUGGUGUUUGGGUUAGCUAUACGUUAUUAAAGAGAAUUUGUAAAAGCAUAACGGGUUUUAAGCUUUGUCCAAGCUGUAAUUAUAAUCAGUUCAUCUAACGUGCCUUACUACUUCCGCAAGUGUUCUUGACACCUAUACGUUAACAUUUUCGACACUGACUUUCCCUAGCUAUUGAUUUUACUUUCAUUUUAAAACAAACCCCUG